Sinocyclocheilus anshuiensis is the source of this 1606-nucleotide messenger RNA. RefSeq names its product probable E3 ubiquitin-protein ligase makorin-2. The transcript is spliced from 6 exons. The annotation marks the transcript as partial. The record is from RefSeq and is a predicted model, not a curated record. Gene Ontology annotation, biological process: protein polyubiquitination. NCBI's taxonomy places the organism in Eukaryota, Metazoa, Chordata, Actinopteri, Cypriniformes, Cyprinidae. Gene Ontology annotation, molecular function: ubiquitin protein ligase activity; metal ion binding.
UGGUUUAGUGCAGUGUGCUGUAUUUUCUGAUAGGUAUGAUCACGUCAGAGCUCCUGGUCGUGGUGGAGGAUCAUCGGCGGAGCAGCAGAACAGAGGCAGCAGUGCAGGAGCGUCAGCGCCGGGCCCCGGACCCCCGCCCAGCACCAGCAAACACGCCAGCAAGCCUCUGGUGCUCAGAGACAAAGCGCUGGGCUCUGACAGCAGAGCGAAGGACUGCUGGGAUUACAGCAGCGACAGCAAGCCUCACUCCUAUCUGGAGGCCACCCGCUGCGGGCUGCAGAGCUCGGCCGGCGCCGGCCCACAUCCAGACCACCAGCAGCUCUGCCCUUACCUAGCGACUGGACACUGUCACUACGGCGACAGCUGCCCAUAUCUCCAUGGCGAUCUGUGUGAAAUAUGCCGCCUGCAGGUUCUGCAUCCGCACAACCCUGAACAAAGAGCAGCACAUGAGAAGAUGUGCAUGACGGCCUUUGAGCUGGACAUGGAGAGAGCGUUCGCGGCACAGCAGAGUCAGGACAAGCAGUGUAAGAUCUGUCUGGAUGUGGUGUAUGAGAAGGCGUCCCCGUCCGAGCGGCGCUUUGGCAUCCUCUCCAGCUGCUGCCACACGUACUGCUUGAGCUGCAUCCGGCAGUGGCGCUGCGCUGAGCAGUUCCAGAACCAGAUCCGCAAGUCCUGCCCCGAGUGCCGCGUGGUGUCCGAGUUCGUCAUUCCCAGCAUGUACUGGGUGGAAGACCAGGAGGAGAAGAACCGGCUCAUCGAGGAGUUCAAGUCUGGAGUCAGUAAGAAGCCCUGUAAAUACUUCGAUCAGGGAAGAGGAACAUGUCCGUUUGGAGGAAAGUGCUUCUACAUGCAUGCGUAUGCCGACGGGACACAAGCAGAACCCGACAAACCCCGCAAACAGAUGAGCGCAGAGGGGAACAUGCGGUUCCUGAGCUCGGUGCGUCUGUGGGACUUCAUCGAGGAGCGCGAGCACCGUGGGACGCCGGCGGACGAGGAUGAGGUCAGUGAGCUGGGAGAGCUCUUCAUGCAGCUGUCUGGAGCCGGAGAGACGAGCAGCUCGUCUGCGGCACGCUGAUCCACCUCCAACAUCUGGCCAAUACAUGUGUUUGUGCGUCCCAGACUCUAUUAAAGCACCUGUAAGGUCUCUGUGGGGUGCUGGGUCCUCCUGACCUGCAUUGGGAUUUUGCCAGAUUCUUUAACGUCGUGCCCAAAGACGAAUGUAUGAUGGGAACUGAAAUCUCUCUGGCACAUUUUCAAAUGCUCUCCAGUAGUGUAUGAAGUGUAUUACAGAAAUACUGUCAAGUGGGAAAAAAUGAAAUAAAUAGUAAUCGUUGCACUUAGUUCAGAUAACACAUAUUCAUAACUUUAUAAAGUUUGGGCAUCAUGCAAUAUGGCUGUGGUUAAAACAGUAAGCAUCGAUUUUGUCGCCAGUGAAUGGACUUAUCGGUAUUUUAGGAGCAUUUGGAGACUAGUUACUUCAUUUUGGACUCAACUGAUAUCAUAGUAUUGAAUUCACUCAUCUGGUUUACUCUUGAAUCUGAGUAUGGGUUAUUAUAUUGUGUUUUCUGAGUUGUAUUGUUGAGCGAGUGUAAUAAACUGAUUAGUG